Spirometra erinaceieuropaei is the source of this 1659-nucleotide messenger RNA. The record is from the annotation of a GenBank genome assembly. Lineage: Eukaryota; Metazoa; Platyhelminthes; Cestoda; Diphyllobothriidea; Diphyllobothriidae.
AUGGGUCGUAAGUACUUCAUCGAACCGAAGUUCAUCAGUGCCUCGCCACCUUCACAAGAUGUAAGUCCUCUGGGAAAGAUAGCAAAAGUUAUUUCGUAAAUCUUCGACUUUGCAUCUCCAAGUCGUCCUCGGGCGUGAAGCAAGUGGGAAAACUGUUCUAUCACUCCUGCAAGUCAGCCUUUUCUGCGAGUUGCAUCGCGGUUUGAUUGGAUAACGCCUUUUCCACUUUUCCUUGAGAUUGUUGUACACAGCAUCUAAUUCGAUGUGUUGAUUGAUGCAUGAUUUAUCAGAGUGAAUGACCUCUGAAUAUUCUCGACCAUUCUUUGAUGGGCAGACACCUAUAAUGCACGUCUCCUUACAGGCAGAUUUCCUUCCAGUUUCCAGUGUAUGCAUGGCAACCUGGAACAAGUGUCUCGCCUUUUUACCGCCAGUUGAUGUUCGUAUAUGCGUGUAGGAGGCGAUUUCCAGGUUUGAAUGAAGUUGACCGCAUUACAGGUGUCGGGUGAUAUCUUGUAGACGACUUCCUUAUCUAGAUAACCAACCCUAUCAUUAGGUUGUACAAGCUGGUUACGAAGUAUAGCUGUCGGUUUGUACGACACGUGUAUUUGGUGAGUCCUCAGGUGUUUUUCAGCUAUUUUGGACACUUUCUUAAUGUACGGGAGUGUUCGCCAGUUUUUUGGUCCGGGCGCCUGAUCGAAACAAUCUAGUUCCUUAUCUUUUCCUUUUAACUGCUGUCAUCUCAUGCAUCGGUGUACAAAAUAUCUAGGAUACCUACUCUGGGCGAACAGUUUGAACAAAUAAUUCAAUUUUAUUUGGUAGGUUUCGUUGUCAGAGCAGUGAGUUUUUGUUCGGUUAAGGGGGCUGUUCACGGCACUCCGUUUGUGAGAGAUCAGAUGAUUGCCCUCGUAGGUCUCCUUGCAGUAAAUUGAUGUUUGAAAUGUCCCGUCAGUCUUUCUCCGUACGAGGACGUCAAGAAAUGGGAGUUUGCCGUCAACCUCUUUCUCGAGUGUGAAUGUGACUACUGGAAGUCUUGAGUUAGUGGUGCUGUGGAGCAUUUCCAGUUGAUCUCUUUUAAAAAUGACAAAGAAACCAUCAACAUAUCAUAUAUUAGAGGGAUGUAUGGAAAGCCAGCAUAUCUAUGGUGGCCAGCAAACCUCCUGAAGCUGAGGUAAUAACGAAAUAAGUAAAGGGUAACUUGAAUAGACCGUCCUGACUCUCUCACCUCUAUAUAUAUUUAUUGAUGUUUGUUUCGUCUGACGACGGGUUGGUGUCACCAGCUCGAAAAUUCACGAGUAUAACUCAUUUUUUUCCGACGAGCCUUCUCUCUUCAUAUAUAUGUAUAUAUCCUUAAUCUUCGCUGCUGCUUAGUUCCGGACCCAGACUGAAUCCGAAGUGCGCGCCCUGCUGACCGAGAUGAGUCACCGGCGCGAAAGCCUGAACAUCCUGCAGACCUCCAGUGUGGGUAUGCCCUCAUCACCUCGUCGACGCGACGUCUUACGCCACGAGAGUCCCCGCUACUACCGGAAGCCAGUUCGUGUGGCUCGAGCUCUGCAACAGAGACCAGCGACGCAGGAUUUCACCCGCGAACCCAGCAACUACGGUCAGCAACCGGUAGAGGCAAUUAGUAGUGAGCCUGCUGUCUCGCAGAGGAUCAGCUAG